This is a messenger RNA of Trichoplax adhaerens, 3198 nucleotides long. RefSeq lists its product as uncharacterized. The coding region runs from base 1 to 3198 and encodes 1065 amino acids. Lineage: Eukaryota; Metazoa; Placozoa; Uniplacotomia; Trichoplacea; Trichoplacidae. The transcript is spliced from 20 exons. The record is from RefSeq and is a predicted model, not a curated record.
AUGGAUCAUGAUGAAAGACUUCGCUGGCUUGAAACUAGAAUCACUAGUUCACUACAUGCUCGCUCAGAAGAUGUUAAAAAUCUUGUUUCCAAUGAAGAAAAUAGAAAUGUUAUUUCUGAAUUCUUCAAUAAAGAAGGCAAAAGAACUAUGUAUAUCUAUACACAAACAGCCGUUUUACCAGCAUCAUUAAAGGCUUCGUUUCAACCUCCAUCAGAUCUAGAAGAUAAAUUAAUUUUAAUUCAAAAAUGCCCUGAGACAGGAAAAGUAUCAAAAGAUAACAUUUCAGAAGAAAUUUUCUAUUUCUAUCUACCUAUGCUAUGCAAUGAGCAUUUUAACGCAACCUAUGGCGAUGAUAAAGUGAUUGAUGCGUUACAAAAGUGUCUUAGCAGUUUUCAAAUUACUCGCGGUCAUGUUGAUGGCCAAAUUAUUUUACCACUCCCGCCUAUUGACAUCCUGGCAGAUGCAACAACUUAUUCUAAUCGUAGUGCUGCAGUUAUCCAUUUACUAGAAUCGGUCAUGAUUGGUUGGAUUAAACAAAUCAAAGUUGCUCUACGAUUUGAACCUAGUCAUGAAAUUAUGAAACUUUCUGAUCAUAAUCGUCCCGGACCUUUAGCAGAAGUUGAAAUUUGGACAGAUCGUUACAAGCGUUUAAAUCACAUUAUGGAGCAACUGGAUCAGCCACUUGCAAGUGAUAUUUUAAAUGAUUUAGAGAACGCAAAUAGCACUUAUUGGCAUUCAUUUCUUAGCGUUCGAAAAGAUAUCCUUAAAGCACUCGCUGAAACACGAUCAAACUUGGUCUAUCUGAAUACCAUGGUACCUUGGUUUCAAAAAUUACACGAAGCUUACGAAUCUGAUGCUAUAGCUUCAGUUUUUCCACCACUUAUUCAUCUACUCUAUUUGGUUUGGAGUAAUUCUAAAUACUACCAUGGUGUCAGCCAAUUCCAUCGGUUACUAUCUUUGAUUGCUAACGAAGUUGUUAAUCGAGCUCAAAAACUUGUAGGUAAAAGGAUUCUUGAAGAUACAGAAGAGUCGUACCUGAGGUUGAAAGAUGCUCUCAGAGUAUGCGCCCGAUUUCGUGGCAUUUACUUAGACAAAAAAGACAAAGCAGAUUCUUUGAAUAGGAGCAAAAUGGCUGCUCUUUCUGAUACAAUGUACCAAGGAGCUGGUGGUUUUGCUCAAAUUUUACUUACCGGUGGAAAUGGUGUCAAUCAUACUGAAUCAGUAGCGCUUACAGCCGAAUUAACUGACAAAAACUGGUCAGACUCACCAUGGCCUGCAAGAAAUAAUUCAGCAUUUGUCUCGCUAAAUAGUUUUAUGGAAAGAUGCAAUGACGCUCUUGAACUAGUUCAGACUUCACAACAUUUCCGUUGCUUAAAAUCAGUUGUCGAUGUUGGUGGUGCUGGUGGAAGUAGCUUGAAUGCUCUAGUUGAAGAAAUUCACAUUAAAUUUGUUGUUACAAUGAAAGACUUCUUAUCAGUAGUCACGGAUGUACUGGACAUUGAUGAAGGACAAAACUUUGAAAAUGCCUUCUUUCAUUUUAGAUCCGUCGUUAGAGAUCUAGAAUCUCGGCUAGCUAGCAUUCUCGGCCAAACGUUGACAGUUUGCCCAACCAUUGGAGCUAAGUUAAGAUUAUUGGAAGUUUAUGAAGGCAUUAGUUGUAGAGAUAAUGUCAGGGCAAGCCUGAAGAGCAUCAUUAAUGAUCUCGUGCAGUCCAUCAUGGAUGAAUUGCUAAAUGUAAGAAGUAUGUUCGAUUACUACAACGGUAACUCCCCUAGCCACGUUAAUCUCCCACCAGUCACUGGUAAAUUACUAUGGCUUUAUUCUAUUCGAGCACGUAUUCAGGAACCGAUGUCAAAAAUGAGACAAGUCAGUCCUGAUUCCCUGGAAGAUGACUUUGGCUGGCAAGUCAGGCAUACAUACAGCGACUUGAUUAAUGAUAUUUCGCGAUGUGAAAGUGAAAUUUUAAAUAAAUGGCAAAAAACUAUUCAAGCAGACUUAAGAAAUAAAUUAAAAAAGCAUUUAUUGAUAUUUGUAACAGCGGAAGACGGUAAUGGAAAGAUCUUACAAGUUAAUUUAGACCCCGGCUUACUACUACUUCUUCGCGAAAUACAGUAUAUGUCUGCUCCACCACUCAAUAUUAAUUUGCCCGAUAACGCCAGAACUCUUCUUCGUAGCACCGAUGUUUACACGAUCCGACAGAUUGCAGAUAGAUUGGAAACAAUCGCAUCAAAGUAUAAUGCAAUAAUGAAAAAUAUGAGCUAUUUUGAACGACCACUUUUUCAAGAAAAGGUCGACAAGAUUCAUCUGCUAUUACAAUCUGGAUUAGAUAAUUUAACCUGGAAGAGCGUCGAAGCUCCGGAUUUUAUUGAAGCAAUGACUAGUUUAAUAUGCUCCGACGUUCAUCGUCAUUUGUCAAUUGUGCAAUUGAAUAGCCAAGAGAUUAAUAAUGUUAUUGCAUCAUGGUCUACUAGUCAGCGACUUGAUGUAUUUUCCAUCCGAAGUCUUGAUCAUUCGUACUCCAUCGAGGAAGUACAACUUUCACAUAGUUCAUUACGGGAAGCGUACGAGGGAAAUGUAAUUCCUUCGGGACAGCGCAUUCAUACAUUAGUCAAAUCUUCCUUUGAAAAUUGUCAAAUAAGCCGCGCGUCUCCAGCUUGGAGCGAUUAUAUUAAUUAUCUUGAAGACUUAGUCAAACGGGGCUUAAAAGAAGCCACUAUGUCAUCACUUCGAUCCAUGUACAAUCAACUUACGGCUGAGAACGCUGUUCCAGUGUUGACGAUACGCCUGGAAUUGAUCGGGGAAGAAGUAACAUUUACCCCUCCUUUAACUAAAGAUACUUCAAUUCCAAGCAUACAGGAAAUUUCAACAUCUUGGCUUGAUAGCUACUUGAGAAGAGCAUCAUUAAUAAAGUGCCUUAAAGAUCCUGAUAAGACCAAUGGAUAUCGAGAUGAUAUUGAAAAUGAUCUAGAAAUUAUUGUAAUUGUUGAAAAAAUCAAAGACACUAUUGAGGAAAGAAUAGAAGAAGCUAAGAAAUGUAUCGCAUGGUACAAUGAAUACUCUUUUUUAUGGACCCAAGAUGUGCAACAAUCUUUUCAAAGCUUUCUGAGAGGAAAAAUUCAAUCAAUGCCUGAAUCACCUACUGUAUCACGUCCUAACUCUCGAUAUGAUAAAUCCGUAACACAUUCAGCCACGGUGUAA